GCUCCUCCGUUCAGCGUCAGUGCCAUGACAACAGGACGAUGGCUGCAAGUAAGAGGCUGAGAAAUGUGAUUUUCGUGUGAACGAGGAGUAACAAACCAUCAACUUUUACGGACUGACUCGUGUACGUCAAGAGACAGCAUGUCUCUGUUCAAGGCCCGUGAUUGGUGGUCGGCAGUGCUUGGCGAGGGGGAGGAGUUUGACCAGGGAUGCCUAUGUGUCGGAGACGUGGACAACAGUGGCACUGGACAUGACAAGGUGGUGGUGGGCAGCUACAUGGGGAUGCUGCGAAUAUUCUCCCCACAUGCCGAUAAGUCCAGCGAGGGAGUUCCGGUGGAAGCUCAGCUUCUAGAAGUCCAGCUUCAAAAUGCCAUCAUCCAGGUGGAAGUGGGCAAGUUUGUCUCGUGUUCAGAGCUUCUUCAUCUGGCUGUUCUUCACCCCAGGAAGUUGUCAGUCUACUCUGUUUCAGGCACUGCAGGGAAUGUGGAGCACGGCGACCAAUAUCAGCUGAAGUUGGUUUAUGAACACAAUCUGCAGAGAACAGCCUGCAACAUGACCUAUGGCACCUUUGGAGGGGUCACAGGUCACCACUCCCUGUGUAUCCAGUCCAUGGAUGGCAUGCUGAUGUUCUUCGAGCAGGACAGCUACUCUUUCGGCAGGUUCUUACCUGGUUUUCUUCUGCCCGGCCCGCUGGUCUACAACCCCAGAACAGACAGCUUCCUCACCGUUUCCUCUGCACGCCAGCUGGAGAGCUACAAAUAUGAGACUCUGGCCGUGGCUACAGAGGCAGAGAGUCGACACGAUCCUGAUCUGCCCCUCAAGACCGGAGGCAAGAGGCUGAUGCCUGACUGGACAUUUAUCCUGGGAGAACAGGCCCUGGAUCUCUCUGUGCCCUCGUUCUCCCACUACUCCUCCUCCAUAUUCGUUCUGGGUGAGAGGAACCUCUACUGUCUCCGUGACACUGGCCAGAUCCGCUUCAUGAAGAAGCUGGAGUUCAACCCCAGCUGCUUCCUGCCCUACACUUCAGUAACGGAUGGCACGACCAACCUGUUGCUUGGUAACCACACCAACAUGCUGCUGGUGUACCAGGAUGUGACUCUGAAGUGGGCGGCCCAGCUCUCCUUUGUGCCUGUGGCCGUUCGUGUUACCAACUUCCCGGAGUUAAAAGGAGUCGUGGUCAGUCUGAGUUCUGACGGUAACCUCCUGUGCUCCUACAUGGGUACGGACCCCUCCUUCUUCUCCACGCCCAAGGUGGAUGCCCGAGAGGCUGACUAUGAGCAGGUGGAUGCUGAGAUGAAGAAGUUACAGAAGUUCAUCAGAGAGGCCACCAGGACUCAGGACAUCCUGCCUAAAACGGACAGUGAGGAGGACCUGAUUAUUACAGCUGCUGUGUCCUCCAGCAUGGACAGCCAAUCGCAAGCUCUAAUCCAAGAUAUUGAUGGUCUGCCCGUCUCUUCAGUAACCAUUCAAGUGAAGGUGAAGGCCUGUUGUGUUGUGCAGUCCUCUAAGCUGACCGUCAGCAUUCAGCCUCCUCUGGCCGUCACUCAGGAUCAGUUUGUUCUGGAGCCCAUGGGUGUUGGUUCCUCCACAGUUGUGGCAUUUUCUGCUUUUCUCAAUGGUCGCUAUCCCCCUGCUGACCUGACCGGAGACAUCACCGUGUCCUACUGUUCGCCUACAGAGCUUAAUCCCAAAGGAGUUCCCAGGGUUCUUCAGUCCAGGUUCAGUCUUCCUCUGGCAUUGGUGUGUGUUCCUUCCUCUCCAGCCAAAACAACCAAGUUUAAGAUCACUGUGGACACCAACCAGCCACCAGUGGACCUCAACUCCAUCUUCCCAGAGUUUUCAGCAAAAUCAGCAGAUAAGGAUGGGAAUAGUUUGGCUUUCCAGUUCCUGUCAGGAGCCAAGGUUACUGUGCUGGCUUCUAAGACCUCCCAGCGUUACCGUAUUCAGAGUGACAGUUUUGAGGACAUGUGGUUGGUGGUGAAAGAGUUGGUCCAGAGAUUCGACCGGCAUUUCUCCAAACUGGGAGUCAAAGACUUCAAGAAAAGCUUCAGUGGGCCGCUACCGCUGCAGGAGUACUUCCUGUCUCUGGACCACCACUUCCAGCUGCGUGUCAGUGGUCAGCAGUACCAGGAUCUGCUGUCAGAGCGGGCUGUCCAAUUCAGAGCCAUCCAGCGUCGCCUGCUGACUCGAUUCAAAGACAAAACCCCGGCACCCCUUCAGAACCUGGACACAUUGCUGGACGCCACUUAUAGCCAGGUGAUGGCGCUGGCGGAGGCUGCGGAGGAGAACCGGGCGCUGCUGGAGGAGGCGUUUGUCCGUUUACGGAGCGCUACACAUCUGCUGGUGCUGCUACUGUCGCUGUGGCAGGGCCUGACCCCUGACCAGACGGCCAUCCUGGAGGCCACACUGCUGCCGCUGCUGCAGGACACACCUCAGCUGGGUUGGGAGGAGAGCUGUGAUGCUGCGGUCUCCCAUCUCCUGCGAAGCUGCCUUUCGCGGAGCCCCAAGGACCAGGCCACAUCUCUGGCCCAGGCGGGAGGCCCUGUGCUGGGCAUCCCUCGUGACACCGCCCGCCUCAAGAAGCACAUCACCCUGCUGUGCGAUCGCAUCGGCAAGGGAGGCCGCCUCACCCUGGCCUCUGAGGCCAACGUCCAAGUCCCCAUCCAGGUCCAGAACCUGGCUGCUCCCGGAGGUGUUGAGCCCAUUGCAGAGGUUGCUGGUGACGGGGAAGAGCAGGAACUUCCACAUGAGGCGACCAAGUUCAUCAAGAAGAAACAGCCAUCUAAGAAAGUCAAGAAAGAUAAAGAUUCCAAAGAGAAGAAGGAGGUGAUAUCAGAGGCCAGUUUGAAAGAAGAAGCGGGAGGUGCAGAGGAGCCUCUCAAGGAGGCUAAAAAGGAGAAGAAGGAGCCAUCCAAGGAGAAGAAGGAGUCAAAAAAGGAGACAAGCAAAGAGGCUAAACAGGAGACAAAGAAGGAGUCCAAGAAGGAAUCAUCCUCCUCCAAGGAGAAGAAGGAGUCAUCAAAGGAGAAGAAGGAGAAGGAGGGGAAGGAGGCCAGCAAGGAGUCAGGGGACAAGAAAGUGUCCAGGAAGUCAUCUGUAAAAGUGAAAGAGAAGAAGAAGGAGCCAGAAGCUGGAGAAGGCUGACAGGAGCAAUGCAAUAAUCUGACAUGAUAUGCAUACAAACACAUACACAAACAAAACACAAGAUACAUGUCAAAACAUUAUACACAUACACAGAUCGCUCAUAUAAAUAUACAUAUAUGUAUGUCCAUGUAAACAUAUAUAAGGAGCACAAUUCGACACCACACACAUACACACUGACAUAUGCAGUUUACAUUAUAUAUUUACAUGUAAAUAUACUCAUUCAAGGCCAUAUAUCUCAGUAGCAAAGCAGUUUCCUCCCAGAUGCAUAUUUACAUUGUCUAGUAAUAACCGAUCCUCACACACAUGCUCUGUGUCUCUGGGCUGCUGCUGCUGAACCACGCCACAUCCAGUAGUUUUGGUGUGUGUGCGCUGGGCAGCUGUGGUGAGGUCUGAGCCCACGGAGAGCGAGGAAGAAGGCAAAAUCCUCCUCCUCGCUCUUUAGACAUUUCGCUGACUCUCUACUUCCUCCUCCUCCUUGUCUUCGUCUAGCCUCAGAAGCAGUUGAACCCACAGCCCUGAGCCUCCCUAAUCCCAGUCAGGCCCCAAACCGCCCCCCGCGCGCCCACGCUCACUCCUGGAUGUGACGUCGGACCCGCCCUCUCGCCCCCUCGCGUGGCACCGGGCCUCACCAGAGCUUCCCCCGCCUCGUCGCUAAGAAUAAAUCGCCUGCCGUGUCGAACAGCCCAGUUGCUUCCGGGUAAAUCAAGGCCACAUCCUACAGCCUCCACCCCCUCUGACCUCUUCCAGUCAGUUUUGUUUUUCAAAUCUGGGACACUCAAGGACACGCGGCUGCUGAUGGACACAUACUUGGUGCUGUGGGGUCGGACCUGAGACUGUUUUUGUACGCUGAAAACCAACAGGGCGUUUUCUGGAAAAAGCAGGGUGGUAAUCAGGGGAGAAGAGCCUGCAGGGCCGGUUUAACACCCGAGGCCUUUUCUGCUCAUCUUCAAGAACAUUAUGAAGAUGAGGCUGGAUAUUAAAUCCACUCCACGGCACGUGUGUCGUCUAUAACAUCAGCAGCUUAGCUAACCAGCUCCACUAGAUACAGAUUGAUAUGUUACUGUAAGAUGACCAUUACUAGCACCAGAGGAAGAACAGACUCUUUCAGCAGCAAAUAAACAGACAGUAGGUGUAGGUUUCAGAAUAAAAUGCACAAGGUACUAAAUGAUUUAAACGACCAGUUCACUUAAAAUACAACAAAGAAAUUUUUUUCCCUACUUUUAGUGAUAUCUAAUUAUGCAGAUGGGUUGUCUUGUUUGAUUUGUGAACGUUCUGAGAGGAGUAUCAUAUUUGAAAACUACAGAAAGUUGGGUAAAAUGUCUGGGCAGGUUUUUAGUCAGAUAUUUACUCAAUUAUGACAUGAAACCACCUUUUUAUAGCAUAAAAAAACCCAAUUAAAACCAAACUAAUCAGAAACAUAAACAUACAUCAGUGUGAUAGAAAUUACCAAAAAUGACAGAAACCAUCUUUAGGAAAAAUGUAUUUGACGUGUACUGUAUUAGUUUGCCCCAUGUCCCAUCUGCUAACAUGCGGGGGGCGGGGUUUAAGAACUAUUCUGCAGCCAGCCAACAGGGGGUGAUCGAGUUGUUUUUGCUCGACUUUUGGGAAGCUGUCAUGACGUCCAUAUUUAUAUACUGUCCAUGAAUCAAACCAAAAAUGUCUGCAUGAUUUGAUACCACUGAAAACAUCAGUCAUAAAUUGUUUGAAAUGGCAUAAAGAACAUUGAUUAAAACAAGAUAAAGAAUUGAGAGUAUCUUCAUAGAGUUUAGGGUUUGCUGAACAGUUUAAAAUGUGUUUUAGUUAGAAUGUCAGAAAAACCUGAUCACUGAACUUGAAAAUUAAUCAGAAGCUUUAAAAUGAAACAGUUGGGGAUGGGAAUCUGUUUCAAAACCCAUUUCAUGAUGUAAAAAACAAUGCAAAAAGCCAUUUGAGGAGUUUUUCUUCCAGGAUAAAGUAACCACUGUUUGUUAAAACUGAACAAAAUGAAGACCAAUUCUGGUCACAUAGGUCCUUGUUUGACAGUUUUACAGACUGGAACCUGUUGAUGUUGGAGAUAUUGAAUUACAAGCUUAAAGAAUGUUUUUCUCUUUCAUUGUAGGAAUGUAAGGCUUUGAGCAAACACGCACAAACACUCACACACAAACACACCACACAUAAUUUAGGAGCUUUGAGCUGUAUUUCUGCCAGACUUGAAGCUUACAGACUUCAGCCAUAGAUGCUGUGCCAGCUUAACAAAUGACAAUCCCAGCAGCGUUACAAGUCUGCCUCUGUCAGGCCUCUCCAGUGGGAAACGUUCUUUUAGCUGAUUUAACCACUGGUCAUGGCUUCUCGUUGUUGUCUGACUGAUGAAAAACCUGAUUUAGGUUGGCUGUAUUUUUUAGGGGUUUUAAAUUUUAAAUAUUUGGACUUUUCACACAGAUAAAAACAGAUUGACUUGACAAGUGUCAGCUCAUCCUUGCCAAGGAGGAUAGUUAGAAAAGUGGGUGAUGUUACAGAGGUUCCCAUUGGACACAAGGUACUACAUGUUUCAGAAUACCUUGAAUGUUUGUAAUAUAGAGUCGAUUUUGCAUUGUUGUAGUAGCUGUUCAGAUGUGCCAGGCUCCUGUUCUGAGCCUGCUUUUAUAGCCACAUUUCAUUCCAAAAGGAGAAGUUCUGCACUUCCAAACAAUUGAUUACUGUUACUAACGUGCAGCCUGAAGAAGAUCCCCAACCAAGGAGUAUGAGAAUGAAAUAAACCUUAUUUAUGAUUUAUUUAGUAAUAAAAGUAAUCUACUAUAAGUAA
This is a messenger RNA of Micropterus salmoides (largemouth bass), 5923 nucleotides long. RefSeq names its product Bardet-Biedl syndrome 9 (gene bbs9). The coding region runs from base 139 to 3141 and encodes 1000 amino acids. NCBI's taxonomy places the organism in Eukaryota, Metazoa, Chordata, Actinopteri, Centrarchiformes, Centrarchidae. The transcript is spliced from 23 exons. Gene Ontology annotation, biological process: cilium assembly. The record is from RefSeq and is a predicted model, not a curated record. Gene Ontology annotation, cellular component: membrane; BBSome.